AAAUGUUUGACCAACAUUAAAUUAAGCACCUCCUCUUAAAAAUUAUAUACGAAAUUCAUGCAUAUAUAAGGACCAUCAUAACAAUUGAAGAAUACUGGAAGGAAUACAUAGAUAUAAACACUAAUUGAAUCAUAUCAAAAACAAGGUAACAAUUUAAAGUUGAGGCAGAAAAAUGGGAGAAAGAUGAAAAUCAACUCAGAAACAUGGAUUGCUAUAAAAGGAAGGAGCAGAAAGCCAUUUUCUCUAGGUAACUAGCUAAGAGCCAAGUACAACCAUCUUUAGUCUUUGGAUUUGGUUGUUGAGAUAUAUAGACAAGAUGAAUAAUGGAGUUGAUGAGGCAACAAUGUCGGCUUCAGAUGCAACACAGUGGAAUGAAAAUGAAAGCAAGAAGGGAGAAAAUAAUGAGACUAGUAACAAAGUCCCUUUCUACAAACUCUUUGCUUUUGCCGAUUCUACUGAUAAGGUAUUGAUGACCGUUGGCUCAAUUGGUGCUAUUGCAAAUGGUGUAGCUAUGCCCUUGAUGGCUAUCCUUGUUGGUGACUUAGUUGAUGCUUUUGGCCAAAAUCAGAAUACCAAGGAUGUCAUCCAUGUUGUAUCCAAGGUAUCUUUGAAUUUUGCUUACUUGGCCGUUGGAGCUUUAGUUGCUGCAUUUCUUCAAGUAGCUUGUUGGAUGGUUACUGGAGAAAGACAAGCAGCCAGAAUGAGGAAUUUGUACUUAAAAACUAUACUCAGACAAGACAUUGCCUUCUUUGACAAAGAAAUUACUACCGGAGAAGUAAUUGGUAGGAUGUCUGGCGACACAGUUCUGAUACAAGACGCCAUUGGGGAAAAGGUAGGGCAAUUUAUACAACUGAUAGCAACAUUCUUUGGAGGUUUUGUGGUUGCAUUCAUCAAAGGAUGGCUUCUUACUCUUGUUAUGCUGUCGGUAAUACCAUUUCUUGCAAGUGCGGGUGCAUUCAUGACCAUAAUAUUCUCAAAAAUGGCUACAAAGGGGCAAACUGCUUAUGCAAAGGCCGCGAUUGUUGUAGAGCAAACUAUAGGCUCAAUAAGAACUGUGGCCUCAUUUACAGGAGAGAAACAAGCUAUUGAAAAAUUCAAUAAAGCAAUUGCAAGUGCCUAUACUUCAGGUAUACAAGAAGGCGUUAUUACAGGGAUAGGACUAGGUGUCUUGACGUUUGUAAUCUUUAGCAGUUAUGCCUUAGCCAUUUGGUUCGGCUCAAGGAGGAUUCUCCAUGGAGAUUACACUGGUGGCGACGUCAUUAAUGUCAUUGUCGGCGUCAUUAUUGGUUCUAUGUCACUGGGGCAAGCAUCUCCCAACAUGACAGCGUUUGCAGCAGGCCAGGCAGCAGCAUACAAGAUGUUCGAGACCAUCACUCGAAAGCCAGAUAUUGACCCUUUUGAUCCCAAUGGGAAAGUACUAGAUGACAUUCAUGGAGAUACAGAGUUUAAAGAUGUUCAUUUUAGUUACCCAACAAGACCUGACGAGAAAAUAUUUAAUGGAUUUUCUCUCAGUAUCUCAAGUGGCACAACAGCGGCUUUAGUUGGGCAAAGUGGGAGUGGUAAAUCGACAGUGAUCAGUCUUAUAGAGAGAUUUUAUGAUCCACAAGCAGGUGAAGUUUUGAUUGAUGGAAUUAACAUAAAAGAAUAUCAGCUAAGAUGGAUUAGGCAAAAAAUUGGCUUAGUUAGUCAAGAGCCUGUGUUGUUUGGUUCGUCCAUCAAAGAGAACAUUGCAUAUGGGAAAGAUGGUGCCACAAUUGAAGAAAUAAGAGCAGCAACAGAGCUUGCAAAUGCUGCUAAGUUUAUCGAUAAAUUACCACAGGGACUGGAAACAUUGGUUGGUGAACAUGGAACACAACUGUCAGGAGGGCAGAAACAAAGGGUAGCCAUAGCAAGGGCCAUUCUGAAAGAUCCGCGGAUUUUACUUUUGGAUGAAGCUACAAGUGCACUUGAUGCAGAAUCAGAGAGGAUUGUGCAGGAAGCAUUAGAUAGGAUUAUGGUAAAUCGAACGACUAUUAUCGUAGCCCAUCGUUUGAGUACAGUAAGAAAUGCUGAUACGAUUGUUGUCAUUCAUCAAGGAAAAGUGGUUGAAAAAGGUAUGCACUCUGAAUUACUCAACAAUCCUGAGGGAGCGUACUCUCAACUAAUACGCUUACAAGAUAUGAAAAAAGAGUCGGAACAAGCAACUGAUGCAAGAGAAAUGUGGAGUCAAUCUAGUCAAAGAAGAUCAUCAUUAAGAUCUUUAAGCCAAGGAUCCUCAGGGAGGAUUAGUAGUGCUCACGACGACUCUUUCACAGCAGUGUCUGGACUAACAGCAGACCCCGAAGCAAACAUUGUAACUUCAUCACCUGUUGUAAAGCAAUCAGAAGUUUCUAUAAAGCGUUUGGCCUCGCUCAACAAGCCUGAAAUCCCAGUACUUGUAUUGGGAUGUCUAUCUGCAAUUGCUAGCGGCGCAGUAUUUCCAGUGUUCAGCAUAAUAUUCGCUAGUGCGAUUGAAAUGUUUUACAAGCCACAUGAUAUCUUGAGAAAGGACUCAAGGUUUUGGGCCCUUAUGUUCGUAGUAAUUGGCUUAGGAGCACUGAUAUCAUAUCCUGCUAGAACUUAUUUCUUUGCCGUAGCUGGUUGUAAGUUGAUACGAAGGAUAAGAACAUUAUGCUUCGAGAGAGUAGUGCACAUGGAAAUUGGUUGGUUUGAUGAGGCUGAGAAUUCAAGUGGUGCCAUAGGUGCAAGGCUAUCAGCUGAUGCUGCAACUGUGCGCUCUUUAGUUGGAGACGCGUUGGGCUUGCUUGUUCAAAAUAUUUCCUCUGCUUUAACGGGUUUGCUAAUCGCUUUCCUUUCAAACUGGAUUCUAUCAUUGAUUGUCCUUUUCUUAAUCCCUCUCAUUGGACUCAGUGGUUAUCUCCAAGUAAAGUUUAUGCAGGGAUUUAGUGCUGAUGCUAAGAAAAAGUAUGAGGAGGCUAGCCAAGUUGCUAAUGACGCAGUUGGGAGUAUUAGAACAGUUGCAUCUUUCUGUGCAGAGGAGAAGAUAAUUCGAUUAUAUGAAAAGAAAUGUGAAGCCCCUAUAAAAGCUGGUAUAAAGCGAGGAUUGAUUAGUGGGGCGGGUUUUGGGUUAGCCUUUGCUUUCCUAUUUGGUGUAUAUGGCAUUUGUUUUUACGCGGGAGCACAACUUGUUGGCCAUGGAAAAACAACAUUUCCUGAUGUUUUCAGAGUUUUCUUUGCACUUGCAAUGGCAGCAGUAGGAAUAUCGCAAACAAGCUCUUUGGCUCCGGAUACCAGCAAAGCCAAGAGUGCCACAGCUUCUGUAUUCGCGAUUCUUGAUCGCAAGUCUAAGAUAAACUCAAGUGAUGAAUCAGGGAUGAUAAUUGAUCAUGUCAAGGGUGAAAUUCAACUUCGACAUGUGAGCUUUACUUAUCCAACUAGGCCUGAAGUUCAGAUUUUUCAAGACCUGUGCCUGACAAUUCAUGCAGGAAAGACAGUAGCUAUUGUUGGAGAAAGUGGCAGCGGAAAAUCAACUGUCAUUUCCCUGUUGCAAAGAUUCUAUGAUCAUGAUUCUGGUUCUAUUACAUUAGACGAGAUUAAAAUUCAAAAGCUUCGAUUAAAGUGGUUAAGACAACAAAUGGGCCUCGUAAGCCAAGAACCUGUUCUGUUUAAUGAAACGAUAAGACUUAACAUUGCAUAUGGAAAUGGAGGCAAUGCAACUGAGGAUGAAAUUAUAACAGCUGCUAAGCUAGCAAAUGCUCACGAUUUCAUCAGUAGUUUGCAACAGGGCUAUGAUACUGUUGUGGGUGAAAGAGGAGUACAACUUUCUGGAGGCCAAAAGCAACGAGUUGCGAUUGCACGUGCCAUAGUGAAGAAUCCCAGAAUACUACUAUUGGAUGAAGCUACAAGCGCGCUUGAUGCUGAAUCAGAGAGGGUAGUGCAAGAUGCAUUAGAUCAAGUCAUGGUGAACCGUACUACUAUUGUUGUUGCUCAUAGAUUGUCCACCAUAAAGAAUGCUGACGCGAUUGCAGUGAUUAAAAAUGGUGUAGUUGCAGAGAAAGGGAAGCAUGAAAAUCUGAUUCGUAUUAAGGAUGGAAUUUAUGCUUCCUUGGUUGCACUUCAUAUAAGCGCUGCUUCCUAGUCUUCUAGGAGAAAAAAAAAAUUGUACAUAAUUUGUAUACAAUCAAACUAAGUUGAAAGACAAUAUAUAUGUUGAAACGUUGAACAAGCUAGAUGGUGUUGAGUGGCAUUCUCUUCAUCUAGAUACUAUAUAGUGUUAAUUUAUCAUUAACAGAAGUUGAAUAGUCGAUAUACAUGUCAUUAUUUUAAUAAAAGAAAAAAAUUUCAUAUGAACAA
This is a messenger RNA of Chenopodium quinoa (quinoa), 4332 nucleotides long. RefSeq names its product ABC transporter B family member 11-like. Lineage: Eukaryota; Viridiplantae; Streptophyta; Magnoliopsida; Caryophyllales; Amaranthaceae. The record is from RefSeq and is a predicted model, not a curated record. The transcript has 13 exons. Gene Ontology annotation, molecular function: ATP hydrolysis activity; ABC-type transporter activity; ATP binding. Gene Ontology annotation, biological process: transmembrane transport. The coding region runs from base 317 to 4117 and encodes 1266 amino acids. Gene Ontology annotation, cellular component: membrane.